Molecule: messenger RNA, 8538 nt
Organism: Neopelma chrysocephalum (saffron-crested tyrant-manakin)
Lineage: Eukaryota; Metazoa; Chordata; Aves; Passeriformes; Pipridae
Gene: RNF152
Product: ring finger protein 152
Exons: 2
Coding region: 4144-4755 (203 amino acids)
Biological process (GO): negative regulation of TORC1 signaling; positive regulation of autophagy; protein polyubiquitination
Cellular component (GO): lysosome; lysosomal membrane
Molecular function (GO): ubiquitin protein ligase activity
Source: RefSeq, a predicted model, not a curated record
GUCAAACAUACAGCACCUCUGUAGCCUUGGCCAAUUUGCAAGGUGUGUGUGGUCUCCAGGGCACGGGUGGCUAUGAGGUAAGGUCGGACGGAGCUGCAGUGGCUGCAGCAGAGGGGCAGGAGGGCAGAGGACACAGAUCUCCCACAGAUGGGUCCCAUUUGGUACUCUUCCUUGCAGCCUGGCUACCCUUUAGUUUGUCAAGCUAAAGCCACCUGAGAUUUAAUGUGGCUUGCAGGCUGACACCCAUAGCUUGGAGCCUGCUUUCUUUGACCUCCAGGACACCUUGGGCUGAAUGAAGGUGAGCAUCAGGUCAGAUGGGAACGUGCAUCCUGGGCAGGACUUAUGUGCAAACUUGCACAUGUGCAAUGGCAGCAUGAUAAUCUGGGUGUUCACCAGCAUCAUCCUGUUGAAUUCAAUGAUAAUUUGACGCCGAUAACAUUCAGAGCCAUAUUUUUCCCCAAAAUAGCUUGAGAGUGAAUACAGUCCUUGAUUCCCACACAGCACCCUGCAGGUGUGCACUUGGGCUGAUGGGGUACUGUAAGAUGUCAGGGGCAUGCUUCUGUGUUGCUAAGCAUCCCAGUAUAGAUGCAGCUGGUUUGGCUUGGGUGGUCUGCCUCGGAAAUCUGGACAACAUUGUACUAAGAAAAGCAGACUCACCCUCACCCAGGCUGUGUCUGUGCUAGACAGUAUAGCUGUGUUCAAUGUGGUGGGCACAGUUCUUCCAGACUUAGACUGAAGGAAGGACAAGCAUCGACAUUAGAAAUAAGUGUCAGAGGUGUCAAGAGCGUUUGUGGGAUGCACAUGCAGUUCUUCAGCCAGUGCGUGUUUUGAUACCCUCUUUGUUGCUGCUGAUCUUCAGACAAUACAUACCUGUUGUCCUGGGGCAUAGAGUGUGGUUCUUCAGAGAUCACCAGUGUCACUCUCUAAUAUCAAAAUAUUAUGUGACACCUUAGAGGGCCAAGGUGAGUCUCAAACACCCAUAUGCCACUCCUGUUCAGACAGCCUGUGGUGGAGGUAAAAGCAGAUGUGUCUGUCAAGGUGAGAUGAAGGGAGGAACUGUGUAGCUGGGCCCCUCAUGGGUUAUGCAGGAUGUGGAGCACCAAGUCAUGCCAACCGGGCAAAAGGAGAUGUUAUUCCCUUUCUGCACACACAAAUUCUGCUUGUGAAUCUCUGGCAUCUGAAUGCAUUAUUAGAGAAGUGUCACUCAAUGAAGGAGAAUAUCUCUUGCUUCCCUUCCUUUCUUGUCCUUGGGCACCAACUCAGACCACUGGCAUCUUGGCAUGGUAAAUGACUGUGGUGAGAAUGGACUCUUGGGCUUGGACAAGACAUCCUGUGCAGGUCCCUCCUCUGAUGGUGCCAGACACCCAAACUUCUGUGUCAGAAAUCCUGAAGCAGGCAGUUGUGGGGUAAAAUGUUGCUGCGGUACCAUCUCUGCCUGUUGUUAAAUGUAUUGGGCUAAGUAUAUACAUUCAGUGAUGGUGCAGUGCCUUGUCUGUUAGCUUUUAAACUGAGCUGAGCAGAUUGCAUGCCAGGAGGGAAGGAUUGCAAUGCUUUCAUCACCACAAUGGACUUUUCCAUGGCGGAUCUUUUCCAAAAGAUGUGCACUGGAAAGGGCUGGUAAGUGCCUGGGACACUGCAGGCUCUGACUGACUGCACGUCAGGGACUUGAUAGCUCCAGGUUUUGCAGGCUCUUCUUUCUGAGGAUGGGGAAAGAUAGAAGUGAAACUUACUUUGUUAGGAACAAAAAAGCAUGUAAAGCUUGUGGUAGUAGCUGCCAGCACCUGUUAGACAAGGUAAAAAUACUGUUUAGAAGAAAUGCUGGGUGUAUGUUAGCAAGUGGGGGCAUACAAAGGCAAAUAAGACUUUUUAAAGAGCGUGAAGCAUGCAUAGGGAGCGUGCUGUCAGACACACUGCCUCUUGCCAGCUAAUACCAUCUGCAAAUAAAACAAGUUAGGUUGUGGCUAUUGUAGCUGCUUACUCUCAUGAAGCAGGGUGACCCAGACUUGUCCGACGCUGAGAAAUAUGUUGGUAAUUUUCCUGAAGUCCAAGGUGUGCAGAGUAAUUUACUUAAAAGACCCAAUAUAACAAUUAUCAUCCAGGAUGAACACAUACAACUGUAAUGUUUGCUUGCAGUUGUAUUUUAUAUGACACUCUCCCUGAAGUUGCUCGCUGACUGCAUUCACCAACAAACAUAGCCUGGAGAUGAUGGGCUUCUUCCCUGACCUGAAGUUAGCAGCAGUAAUUACACUUAAAUAAAUUUUAAUGUAGCAGUAGGAGGGAUUCAGUGGCUUGGGCAGAAGGCUGUUAGUGGGGUCAUUUGGGAUCCAGGCCUUGGGAGCUUUCCUUCUAACCUUGGGCAAAGCACAUCAGCUGCUUAGUACAUCUGUUCUUAAAAUCUGAUUUGUGACAAUUCAUUUCAGAGUUGUUGAUUGAUGUUGGUCUUGGUUUCCUCCUCUGAAACAACCCCAAAAUCCCCAAAUGUUAGUGCGUGGAAUCGAAGUUUGAAUAUAAAGCCUCCCUCUCUUCUUCCUGUUCUUUACCUCAGAUAAAGGUGGAAGAAAGAGAGUUUUGUUCACAGGCGUCUACUGGAGGCAUCAAUCAUGUUGGGAGUGGAGGCUGCCAGUUUUUCCACACGUUAUUAAUGAUGAAAAGAUAUAAACGUAUGAAUGCAUAAUUGUGUUAGAUUUAAAUUGCUUACAAAAUAAUGACAUCAGGAGAACAAUGGGGUUACAAAAUCUGGUGGACAAAGCACUGAAGUGCCAGGACUAACAUUGCAGAACUCCCCUUUGCAUCUGCAUUAUGAUACAAUCUUUAAUUCUGUAAUUGCAUCAUUUUUUCUCUUUCACAGUGUCCCUCUUUCGCUGGAUAGGUAAUUGCUGCAUAAUUCAUUUUCUCUUCCCCACAUUUACUUUCUGCAUGUGUCUCCACAUCUCUUUAUUUUACACCCCACCCAGACCUUGAACUGAACAGUAGUGCUUAUUUCUUCCUGGGGGGCUUUUUCAGGUGGGGAAGUUCUUAUUCUUGCAGCAUCUCAGGUACGGGUACUGUCUUCAUUUUCAUAGCUGAGGAAUGGAGUCAAAGAGCAAAUAAACCUCAAGUGAUUGAAACACCUGCAAUUUUGGCUGCCUCAAAGAGAUACUUGGGGAUGAUUUUUAUUUUCUAUUCGUCCCAGAGUACCUGGCAUGACGUAGCAGUUCAUCUGCUGGAAGCACAAGGACUCAGCUGUUAGUGUCAGCACUCUUGUAGAUUAGCCCUAAAUGCCUUGGCUUUGCAGAGGGUGGGCACUGCCUCAUUAGGGGUCACCUGAAGAAAAAAACUUGUUUCAGAGACUUGCUGAGCAUCUUGAAAAGACUAUGGAGCCAAGAAGGAGCCUGCAAGUGGUAUGUCCAACUUCCUCAAGCAAGGUGGUUGUCUCUUUUUCUUCCUGCAUUGCCUUGUUCACUAAUCUUCCUGACCUCCACUGGGUGAGGCAGUGUUUGAGACAGCUGUUGCUUUUAUCAUACAACCUUAUCUUUUUUCCCAAAGCAGUUGAUUUCCAGGGCUCAAAUGGUUUGUGAUAAUUGAAUUGGAGACAGUCAAUGCAGAUGUAUACAGGAGCUGGGUGAAGGCUGUGUGUGUCGUCUUCAUAUGAUACAUCUUAAUUUUGAAAUGAUCAAGUUUGCAGUCUUUGUAUUAAAAAUUAACAUAGCUAGGUUUACAUGUAAUUUUAUAACUGUACAAAGGGAAAGGGGAGAGAUACAUAAAAAUUAGGCCUUGUCACAUUAAUCUGCAGUGGCGUGAGUAAUCCCAAGGGCAUAGACCUUUGGGCUGAUUUCUGACCCAUGAGAUAAGGGCCUGCUGAAGAGCACUGUUUAGGUUGUUGAUAGAGUGAGGUGAUGUGCUCAGGGGGUCUGCUGCUGUGCUGGAGGGUUUUGCAGCCCAGAGCCAGGUUACCCUGAGAUCCCAUUUAAGGAUGAGGUACUGAAAGGUUCAGGCCAGAGGCUUUCCUGUACUCUCCAUAGCCGCUGCCCAGUGUUGUCCUGAGGAGAAGCAGCGUCAGGAAGGCGGGUGCUGCCCUGAGGAGAAGUGGUGGGAAGGCUGCUACCCCUUGCCUACGGGGUUUCAGAGUGAGGCUCAUCACAAGGCUUUCCUGUGCUGGCCACCAUGGAGACCCUGUCCCAGGACUCUCUGCUGGAGUGCCAGAUUUGCUUCAACUACUACAGCCCCCGCCGGCGGCCCAAGCUGCUGGACUGCAAGCACACCUGCUGCUCCGUGUGCCUGCAACAAAUGAGGACCAGCCAGAAGGACCUGCGCUGCCCGUGGUGCCGCGGGAUCACCAAGCUGCCUCCGGGGUACUCUGUGUCACAGCUGCCUGAUGACCCCGAGGUGAUCGCCGUCAUCGCGAUCCCCCACACCUCGGAGCACACCCCUGUCUUCAUCAAACUCCCCAGCAAUGGGUGCUACAUGCUGCCCUUGCCCCUCUCCAAGGAGAGGGCGCUCCUGCCAGGAGACAUUGGCUGCCGCCUCCUGCCUGGCAGCCAACAGAAGUCCCUGACAGUGGUGACGAUCCCCACAGAGCAGCAGCCGCUGCAGGGCGGCCUUUCCGCCGAGGUGGGAGCGGAGGAGCCGGACCGGAGAGGUGCUGUGAAAAGCUCCACCUGGUCUGGGGUGUGCACUGUGAUCCUGGUGGCCUGCGUCCUGGUCUUUCUCCUAGGCAUCGUCCUCCACAACAUGUCAUGCAUUUCCAAGCGCUUCACAGUGAUCUCCUGCGGCUGAGGCGGGGAGGGGGCUGUGCUCCCCCGGGGGUUGGGUUGGGUUGGGUCAGUGGUGGUGGUGGUGGUGGUGUGGAGCGAGACAAUUCACUGCAGCUUUCUCCAGUGACUGCAGAACACUGUGCACCGGGGCAGUGGUGUGCCGGCCCGGCUGCGGCUCCUGGCGGUGUGGUGUCAGGCCUCUCGGCAGCCCAUGGAGAAAAUCACGUCCUGUGUCUGGUGGCAGUGGCACUGAGGAGGACUGCAUGCGUCACCAUAAUCAUUUAUCAAAGGGACUGCAACUUUACAGUGAUCUUUUUUAUUGUGUUAUGAGAUUAAAGACCUCUGUGUAGCUGGUUAUACUGUGAAGUAUACAGUAUGGGCUCUUCUUUAAACACAGUAGAUUAAAAUCAAAACUGCUCCAUGUAGAAUUAAAUGAGAACUGGCGCGCAACUGUACGAGGUGUUCAAUACCAGUCCACGCAUGUGUCAUUUUUUAAUGGGGGGAGGGAGACAGACUUGUAAAACCAAGAAAUCGUUUAGCUGGUAAGGCAUUUUAUAUGUUUUAAACUGCACAUUAAUUAAACCAAGUUAGGGAGUUGUAAAAUAGUUUUUAAAAGGAAGCAUUUUACAAGCAAUCAUUUCCUUCCCUGGUGUCUGUUUUUUUUGUCUCUCUGUUUUUCCCUAUUGUUUUCCAACUACAGGGAAGUGGCACUUCCAGCGUCUUUUAUUUGAAGGAGCUCCCAAGAAGGGAAGCAAAGUGGGCUAGCAGGAAUACCUAAAAAUACAGCCAAAACAGUUCUGCCUACCUGGCUUCUUACGAAGGAUGGCUUUGCAUGAUAAACAUUGGACAUGCUGUUUUACUUCCAGUCUGGCAGACUUCCUGAUGACCUGGCCUCCAUAGCCAUUAGUGAAGAAAUAGAUCAUGAGAAGUCUUAGGACUCCUGAAAGGAUGUGAUAGCACAUUGUUCUUAAUUUUCUUUUUCUAGAGGUUGGGUUUUCUUAAAUAUUUGUACAUAAUUUAGACCUAUUUUGCCUCCCUCUUUCCCAGAAGAUGCAACUGUGCACCUAUGAAUGGUGUGACAGAGGAGUUGCUCUAAGGAAGCUUCACCAUCCCAAAUGAUGCGAUCAUCUAGUAAGAGACAGUGAUGAAGAGUUAUCUGGGAGGAGAACCCAGACCAACCUAACCUUGUAUGGGUGGGCUACCCCUCCUAAACCACUGUGGCUGUCCUGGUGUCAGAAUGUCUGGGUGAGCAUAAUGGAGCCUAUUCCCCUAUUUCGGUCUUGUAAAUGUUGAUGUUCAUAAGGACAGAUUUGAAAAAAAAAACAAACCACAAGAAGUGUCUCCCUGUGAGUGUCAUGACACCCCAGUGAUUUGCAGUUCACUUCUUGGGAAGAGGCAAAUUCCUGAAUGUUCACUGCGAUAGCGCCUUGCUUUAAGCAGUCCCACUAGCUUUAGUAGUACUGCUCAUAAGUAAAAUAGAGCUCAGUGUGAAUUUGGGUAUUUGCAAGUCUGAAUGCUUAAAUUUGUGUGAGGUUUAGGGAUUGGAUCAAGGGGCACAUGACAGACCUUUAAGAAGACAGAAAAAUCUGUUGAUUUGCACUGCUGCUUUUUGCAAGUACAAAGCAUAACCUUUGAAGUGUGUCCUCUUGUCAUCUACCUACUGCUGUUUCUAAUAUUUAGAGAUUGCUCAAGGCCAUAUUAUAACACAGUUUUGACUAUUCAGUGCCCAAGUUUGCCCCAUAGAUGUCCUUGGGUUUCUGGUUAUGUCACAAAAUCCAGUUGCUGGUUCACAAUAAACAUUCUCAGCUAAGACUUCUGUCAGGAACAUACCUCUAACUACAUGGUGGAUUUCUUUCCUUCUCUGUUCCUAAACCGCCAUUUGCUUCCUUGAUUCCUGUUAACGGAUGAAUAGAAUAUACGGUGCUUAGUUGUUAUGGUGUGUGUUUGGUCAUGUACGGAGAGGAACCAUUGUGCUGAUUUUUAUCUACUGUCAUAUGUAUGCAUAGCACAGCAAAAAAAAAAAUCUUCAGAUAACACAUUCAAUGCCUUUUUUUGUGCAAGGCCCAGUUGCAGUAUGGCUUGAACCUGGCUUGUGAGCAUUGUGAUUACAUGGACACCUCUCUGCAGCAUGUUUCAUUUGGUUGCAGUAGGGAACAGCAGGUGUUCCCAAAUGUGUCUUGUGAACGUGCAAGUCUCUUGUUGCCAGUAGGUAGCCAGAUUUCUACUGAUAUCCAUGCUACGCUGCUUAUUGUGUAAAGGAAAGCCAGUUCACAAAGAAAUCCUGCCUUUUAUAAGACUCUGGAGGAAGUGACCAGAUACAGGACUCGACCCUCUACUGCCUUACUCUGUUGCAAUUGCUGGGUGUACCAGGAGCAUAUGGCAUAGGUGAAAGAUGCUCCCAGAACAGCACUGAUGCAUUUUGCACCAGCUUCUGUAUUUGGUUAUGUGAGUUGUCCGUGAAUACGCAAAAAUGCAAGGCAAUCAAAGAGCAGGUCCUGGCAAUACAGUGGCGGUAACGUUGCCUCCUUCCAGCCAUGCCUGCCCGACUGAAGCUCUUGAGGCCGAGGUUUGCAAAGAAUGGCUGUCUUGAAAACUGCCCUCUUCAUCCCUAUAUGGAAGGUGCAGAAUGAAAGAGGAAUCAGAAAUUAGGUUAAAAUACCACACUGCAUAACACAUUAUACAACAGGCAGACCUGGAGUUUAUCCGGUAUUAAUGACGUGAAUAUUAUAUUAGCAGAAUACCAUCCUGUACUACGUAACACAGUGCAUUGUUUCGUUAAUACGAACUUCCUGUACUUGUGCCUGCUGAAAUGCAUGUUUGACCUAAUUUCUGAUCCAGACAUUUGCCUGCUUUCAGCCUUGUGUAAGAGCAAUAAGUAAAACCUCAAGAUUUUUGCCUGCGUGUAUGCGCAUGGUGUGUAUGUUCAUUCCUUUUUAUAAAUAGGAGUUCUGGAAAAGUUUUUGUUCUGGCUUUAGACUGUGACUAUCAUUUUAAAUUUUCAGCUGCCAUACAUGUUAGAUCACCUAGCUUUUUUGCUGACUUGUGUAGAAGUGAACUAAAUAGUUUGUUGUAAUGUACAGUAUUAAAAUGUUUCUCAAGUAUGUCAAUAGUCAUACUACUUUAAAAAUGCAGUGCAGUUUGUCCCAUUCUUUGGUUCAAUACCUGGCAUUAAAAAGCGAUACUGCUAUUCUUUUUUUUUUAAUUAUUAUUAUUAUCUUUAAAAGACAAUCUUGUCUUUGUAAUUUUUCCUCUAUGGAGAAACGUAUUUGAACUUGUGUCAAAAUCAUCAGGUUCCGGGUUAAUUUUUGUUCUCUGGUGUCCAGUAAGAAAUCACUGCCCAGUUCCACCAAAAAGAAGGAUGGAAAAUUACUGUGACACAUACUGUUUGAGAAACCAAAACUUAUUCUAAAAUGUGCACCUGCAUUUUUAGAGCACAUUACUCUGUAUGAAUGUGUAUUUAUUUGCUUGUUUAAUGGGAAGGAUGUAUGUGUUGGAGUCGAGCUUAAGUUUUUUUCCUGGAUGGUCCCAAUAUCCAUUGUUGACUUGUGCUUUGCUGGCAAACAGACUUUAGGGUUCACUCAGUGAAAUUUUGUUUAGUGAAUUUUAAAAAUUCAAAAUAUGCAAUUUUGGUAUGCAGGAUUUUUUUAGGAAAUUGUGUGUGCAGUGAUUGUUCAUGCUUAACCAAGAUGUAAAGGAGCCUGUAUGUUUUGUAAACAUGGAGCAGUCAUGAGUCCAAAGUUUCAUCUUUAUUAAUGAAGCUCAGUCUGAAUAAAACAUUAGCAAGAAAAGAAUGAUAGCAAGUGAA